CUGCCAACACGCCGUCGCUGCCCACUUCCUACUCUGGCCGCCUGCCAACACACCGUCGCUGCCCACUUCCUCCAUCGCCAUCUUCUUCCGAGCGCCAGCUUCGCUCCGCACCAUCCACCGACGAGGACGCCGGCCACCACCGCGAAGGGCACCGGCGGACGGACCCUGCGCUGCGCCGCGACUGCAUUCCCCCCACCCUCACCCCGGUCCCCGGCAUUAUUGCGAGAAGAGAACCUCCAUGGCCUGCGACUAGGGGGAGUGGAUACUGCAUGAUUCGGUGAGUCCAAGCUUGGAUUUCUGUGCUGGAUGAUUUGCCAGCCCAUCUGAAUUUACAAGAUUCAUCUCCUAAGCAAAGUGCUAACUGAAUUUGGAUCUGCUCCUAAGCCUGGAAAUGAAGUUCAGUGCAGUUCCAAGUUUGGUCGAGUGUCUGACCUCCGUCUGCCAUCCACCCUCCCGUGGUUUGUCGUCGCCGACACGCUCCCACAUUCGCCACUGCAGGAAGGAGCAAGACCUCCCACGUCUGACCAACCAGCUGCUAAACAGCUCCGGCUCCUCACAGGCCAACCAGCUGCUAAACAAACUCAACGAUCAUCUGGGCUCUGGGAUGCUCAGGCCGGAGCUCGCGCACCAACUGUUCGACAAAUUGUUCCCUCAAACCGUUCCGGUAUCAGCAGACGCACUCAAUGUCUUAUUUUCUGCCCUCGCGUGUGGGCUGCCCUCCGCCGCCUGCAACGAUGGACCUGCCCUCGCCAUCGCUCUCUUCAAACACAUGGCACGAGCAAGAUGCCGCCAGGUGAUGGCACCCACCAAUCACACUUACAACACACUAAUUGAGUGCUGCCACAUGACGCACCGCCCGGACAUAGGGCCCGCCUUCUUCGGCCUCCUCCUCAAGACAGGCAUCACGGCAGAUGUCUUCACCUUCAACAGCUUAUUGAAGUGCCUCUGUGACAUGAAGCAAUCAGAUGAGGCUCUAGGCAUGCUGCUCCACAGGAUGCCCGGCGACAUGCCUGAUGUCAUCUCCUACUCAGUAAUUAUCAAGAGCUUCUGUGACAACGGGAGGAGCCAACGUGCACUUGACCUGCUCCGGAUGAUGACCAAAAAGGGAUCUGACCACUCCCCCAAUGUGGUUUCAUACACAAUAAUCAUUGGUGGAUUAAUUAAGGAGGGUGAACUAAGCAAAGCAUGCGCUCUAUUCCAUGAAAUGAUGCAGCAGGGGGUUGUGCCUGAUGUGGUGACGUAGAGCUCCAUUAUCGAUGGGUUGUGCAAAGCAAGAGCAUUGGACGAGGCAGAGGUGGUCCUUCGACAAAUGAUUGAUAGCGGUGUUCGACCGAAUGCUGUGACAUACGGUAGCCUGAUCCAUGGAUAUUCCACUUCAGGCCAGUUUGAAGAGGUAGUUAGGUUAUUGGAAGAAAUGAGAGGUCAAGGUGUCGAACCAAAUCUUUUUACUCACAACACAGUCAUGGACUACCUUUGCAAGCAUGGAAGAACGAAAGAAGCUGCGGAACUUUUUUAUUCCAUGGCUGAGAAGGGCCAUAAACCUAAUAUGGUCUCAUUCUCUAUUAUGCUUCAUGGGUACGCUAUAGAAGGAUCCCUUGCUGAAAUGACUGAUCUCUGUGAGCUGAUGGCAAGAGACGGUAUCGUACCCAACAUCUGUAUUUUCAACAUACUGAUUAAUGCAUAUGCUAAGUGUGGAAUUAUGGAUGUGGCUAUGCUUUUCUUCGAAGACAUGUUGAAGCAGGGAGUGACCCCUGAUGAAGUCACAUAUUUAGCUGUAAUAGCUGGGUAUUGCAGAAUGGGCAGGAUGGAUGAUGCUAUCAAGAAAUUCAAUGAGAUGAUUGAUAUGGGAGUAGCACAUAGCUUAACUAUUUACAGGUGCAUGAUUCAUGGUUAUUUUCGUCAUGGCAAUUUCUUGAAAGCGAAGGAAUUGAUUACUGAAAUGAAGAACAAGGGUAUUCGUCCUUGUCCGCGAAAAAAGCCAAAGAAUUGAUCCAGGGUACCUCAUGACAGAGCUGUUUACUCGUG
This is a messenger RNA of Triticum aestivum (bread wheat), 2025 nucleotides long. Its product is annotated as protein Rf1, mitochondrial. The transcript has a single exon. Gene Ontology annotation, molecular function: protein binding. Lineage: Eukaryota; Viridiplantae; Streptophyta; Magnoliopsida; Poales; Poaceae. The coding region runs from base 392 to 1243 and encodes 283 amino acids. The record is from RefSeq and is a predicted model, not a curated record.